AUGGCCCAACCCAGCUCCUUGACCGGGGACCCUCCGCUCUUCGCAAACCCCUUCCCCUCCCUCGACCAACAAUUCCGGCAGAAUGUGCGCGAGCACCCGGACACGCUCGCGCUGGUCUGUCCCCACCAGCCCGCGAGCCUCUAUACCAAUCAUGACGAAGCGUCUUCGACAACGCCACAAAAGCCCAGUGCAGAGGGCUUGCGCUGGACGUACGCGCAACUCGACGAGAAGAUCGAGCGGUUCGCGGCGAAUCUCCGCCGCCGCGGGGUGGGGAGGGGAUCGCUGAUGGUGCUGUUUGCGACGAAUACCGCGGAAUACGUGGUCGCGACGUGGGCGGCGUACCGGAUUGGGUGCGUGCAUGUGCCGUUGAGUCCGAGGUGUCUGGGGCAUGAGAGGGAGGCGGUGCAUAUGCUUGAGACUGCAGUGGGGGCGUGUCGGCCGGAUUCGGUGGUGGUUGUUGCUGCUGCUGCUGCUGCUGCUGCUGGGUUGGAGCGGGUUGCGGGGUUGGUUCGGGGGUUGCAGCUGCAGGUGGAGUGCUGUUUGGUUGCGAUAUCAACCGGAGAGGUAGGGGUUGGGGAUGGGUGGCACCAGCAGGAAUCAUCCAUCUUCUUCACGAGCGGCACCACCUCCCUGCCCAAAGGCUGCUUCGUGCAGGCCUCCGCCUUCCCCACGACGGUCGCCCGCGCGUGGCGAUCGAGCCCCAACCGGCCCAUGCGCCCCGGCGAUCGCGUCGCCGUCGUGCUGCCCAACAACCACGCCUUCGGGUAUAUGUUCCUUAUGGCUGCCUUCCUCAAUGCCGCCACCGUCGUCUUCCCGGGCGAAGCGUUCGCCCCCGAGCGACUGAUCGAGACGAUCCGCCAGGAACGCUGUACGCACACCGCGUUGGUGCCCACCAUGCUGCAUGCUCUGAGUGGCGUGGCGGUGGCGCCGGCGCAGAAGCUGCAUUCCCUGAAACGGGUGGUCCUGGCCGGUGCGCCGCCGACGGAGGAGGUGCUCCGUAUCUGUCUGAGCCAUCUCGGGGCGCAAGCGGUGGAGAACUUCUACGGCAUGACCGAGGGGAUUGUCGUGUCGACGGACGCGGCAGAGAGCAUCGACGAGGUGAUUUCGGGCCGCGAUGUCUCGAUUGGGCGGCCGUUGCCUGGCGCGAAGGUGCGCAUCUGUGCCAAAGGUAGUCAAGUCCCUGUCGCGAUGGGAGCCGUCGGGGAAGUGCAUUUCUCCGGGCCCAGUCUGAUAGAUGGGUACAUCGGGAACAGGGACGACGAGAAGUUCUACACCAGCGAGGACGGCCGGCGGUGGUUCUGCACGGGGGACAAAGCGGUUGUCGGGGAGGAUGGGCGGCUGUAUCUGGUGGGAAGGUAUAACGACACAAUCAUUCGAGGGGGUGAGAAUAUCGAGCCCUCGGCCAUUGAGGCGGUGCUGGGCCAGACGGCGGAGUUCCAUGUGCUCGAGCCACAGAUCGUCCGAGCACCGGAUCAGGUUGCUGGUGAGGUGCCUGUUGCGGUUGUGCGGACGGAUGUGGACGAGCAGAUGGCACGCCAGCUCAAAGAUACCGUCCGCACAAAGAUGGGGGCUCUCUUUGUCCCGGCGGGUGUGGUUCCGGUGUCGGCCUUAGGGCUGGAUGACUAUCCCCGGACCCUGGCCGGCAAGGUCCAGAAGUCGAAACUCACUGAGCUGGUCGAGGUCUACUGGACGGCCCAGAAGUCUCAAGGGCGCAGCAGACUAUACAGUCGUGCGAUGCUUGAAUCAAAGCUGAAACAAGCCUGGGCCCAAGCAUCGGGACUCAACGAUGCGACGAUGAUGGAUGUGAAUGUCAACCUAGCAGCAUAUGCCGACGUUCGCUUGCUCGAAUCGAUCAAGUCACAGAUCUGGAAGGAUAUGCCUAGCAACGUCACAUUAUCAGACUGGCUGGCAGCUGACACGGUCGCAGAGGAGAUGGAAGCGAUCGAAGCAAGUGGCCAGGAAAUACUCGAGUCGCAUCCCAACUCGCAGCUCAUGGAAUCCCUGUUAGCAGCCAUUGCUUCCGCAAAGGGCGAGAAUAUCGACCCGACCAUGCGCAUGAUUGACCUCGGAAUUGACUCCAUCACCUCAAUUGCGCUGCUCAACCAGAUUCGACAGGAGACAGGCGUGUCUCUCCCAUCAUCCCUCUUCUUCACCCCCCACACCAUCGGCGAGCUCAUGGAGCGUCUACAAUCCUCUACCGACCCAUCCAGCCUUCUCGAAAUCGACUCCGCCACGCAAGAGACACCCCGCGAAUGCUUCUCCACCCUCAUCCAAGGCAUCCCCAAACCCGGCGUCCCCUGCCUGUUCAUGACCCCACCCGGCUCCGGCUACGCCUUCUCGUACGAGCCGCUCCCGAAAUUCGCCAACGACCUGGCCGUCUACGCGCUGGGCUCGCCCUUCCUCAUGAGCAAGUCCGACGCCACCUGGACAGUCGAAGAGGCCGCCGCGCUGUACGUCAAGACGAUCCGCAAACUGCAGCCCGAGGGCCCAUACCUGCUUGGGGGCUGGUCGAUGGGCGCGAUCCUCGCCUACGAGGAGGCCUACCAGCUCCGGCAGCAGGGCCAGCAAGUCCUGGGCAUCAUCAACCUGGAUAUGCCGCUGCCGCGUCCGGACCCGCACGUCCUGGAGCCCACGGUCAAGCUCCUGGAGAUCGUCGGCUUCUACCCGGCGAUCCGACGCGCCGGCAAGCCCGACAUGGAGAUCCCGUCGUACCGGCGAGAGCACAGCCUGGCCUCGGUCCGGGCGAAACUGAAAUACUCGCCCCGCCCGAUGCGCACGGCCAGCGAGGACUCCACUCCGGUCCGGAUCUUCGUGAUCUGGGCGGGCCACGGCGAUCCCGAUCGACUGCCCACCGUGCUGGUGGAGGCCGACGAGAUCCUGCGGCGGUGUGGCCCCGAGACGCAGGCGCGCACCAGCCAGGAAUGGCUGCAGACGCCGCGGGAGUCGAUGGGCCCCGGGGGUUGGGCGGAGAUGGUCGGGGAGGAGAACGUCGAGUGUCAUGUUAUCGACCAUGCCCAUCACGAUACGCUGAUGGAUCCGGAGGUGGUAAGUUGCGCCUUUGUUUUUUGUUUUCUGUGUGAUCUCUAAUGACAUGCGCAGGUGGAAUACACGGCGAGACUGAUGCAGGUGGCUGUCGACAAAUGGUUGUCGUCGUUGUGACUUGACUCUUUUCGGUGGUCGACCAAAAAUGUCAUUGUACAAAGACAAGGCCCGCACUGGGUCCAUUGAGACCGAUUUAUAGCUGGUGCAUUUUAUCGGGACGGUGAUGUGGUGGAAAGGUUCUUCCAAGGGAUCGAGUCUAUAAUAAUUGUGGUAAUGUUUUUUAGCGCCU
Messenger RNA from Aspergillus aculeatinus CBS 121060, 3331 nucleotides. RefSeq names its product acetyl-CoA synthetase-like protein. The record is from RefSeq and is a predicted model, not a curated record. Lineage: Eukaryota; Fungi; Ascomycota; Eurotiomycetes; Eurotiales; Aspergillaceae. The coding region runs from base 1 to 3087 and encodes 1028 amino acids. Gene Ontology annotation, biological process: biosynthetic process. Gene Ontology annotation, molecular function: phosphopantetheine binding. The transcript has 2 exons.